AUGACGACGACUUGGAUAAGGCACGUGCUGGGUCAGGCCGAAAGCGCUUCCGGUGAAGUCGAUACCGGGCGUAUUGAACUGGACGCGAGUCUGCAUAACUCCCUUCUAACCUCAGAACUCGCCUCAGCACCGACAGAGUCCAUUGAUACAUCUGGUCCAUGGUAUGACGUUGAGGAGACAACCCCGGGACUUGGGUCUCACGAGCAGCACAGCGUGCCUUCUGCUCCCGCACAAGCCCAACCACUGCAAGAUCAGACCCACCAGCAAGGUGUCGGCAGUAUCGCUCAAAGCACGUCAGUGGAGUCUGCGCUCCACUCCCUCCUUAAGUCUUCCGACAGCGGCGAUGAUGGAUGGACAGAUAAGAACAUGGCUGAAUUGGAGAAAGAACUAGGGUUGGCUUGGGAGAGCAACAAGUGGAGUCAUCAUCGGCCCGCACACCUACCUCCCCAAGUCCUCGCUCGGCCGAGACACCACAGGACGAGAUCCAGAGUCGAGAACGCAGCGAAACCACUAGGCCUUGAGUGGGAGCAGCAGGAGACUCGGGUGGCUGUAGAAUCACUUGGGAGGAGGGAACUUGGCGAGGAAGCGCUAAUGGAAGAAGCGGGAGGGGUAGAGAUACGGCAGCAGGGAGAGCUUGCAGGAGAUCAGCAGAACCAGGCAGAGGUAGACGACACGGACGAUCCUAUGGAAACCAGAAGAGAAUGA
Sclerotinia borealis F-4128 is the source of this 705-nucleotide messenger RNA. The record is from the annotation of a GenBank genome assembly. NCBI's taxonomy places the organism in Eukaryota, Fungi, Ascomycota, Leotiomycetes, Helotiales, Sclerotiniaceae.